Messenger RNA from Zygotorulaspora mrakii, 1446 nucleotides. It is a transcript of the gene GSH2, whose product is annotated as glutathione synthase. Gene Ontology annotation, biological process: glutathione biosynthetic process. Gene Ontology annotation, cellular component: cytosol. The coding region runs from base 1 to 1446 and encodes 481 amino acids. Gene Ontology annotation, molecular function: ATP binding; glutathione synthase activity; glutathione binding. The transcript has a single exon. The record is from RefSeq and is a predicted model, not a curated record. Lineage: Eukaryota; Fungi; Ascomycota; Saccharomycetes; Saccharomycetales; Saccharomycetaceae.
AUGACCACCAAUUGCUCAUUUCCCAAUAUACCAGAUGAUAGAUUGAAGCGUGAACUUCUUCCAGAAACCUAUCAAUGGUGUUUAACGAACGGUCUUGUCAUGUAUCCCAUUAACUUUCAGCAGGAACAAACAAUGAUUGCACCUGUAACGCUAUAUCCAACACCAUUACCAAGAAGAAGUUUUGAAAGUGCAGAAGACGUGCAGAAGAUCUACAACGAAUUAUAUGCCAAAAUCUCUCAGGAUUCAGGAGGCUGGCUGACAAAUGAAACUAUCAAACUGGCAAAUUUCGACUCUGAAUUUACAGGUAAGCUCUGGAAACUGUAUCUAGAAGCUGUUAAAAAUGGAAUUACACAGAAAUUAAAGCUUGGUGUCUUUCGAUCCGAUUACUUGGUUGAUAAGAGGAGUACUGAUAUUAAACAGGUGGAAUUUAAUACUGUUUCUGUUUCAUUCGGAGGUUUAUCCACAAAAGUGGGUCAACUGCACAAUUAUCUGAAUGAAACUGGCAGCUAUUCACUGGGAACUAAAUUUUAUCAACAAGAAAUUCCUACAUCAGAAUCUGACUCUUUGCUUGCUAAAGGUCUAGCUGCCGCUGUCAAAAAAUAUGACCCGGUUCUCGAGAACCCUAUCGUCGCAUUUAUAACACAAGACAAUGAGAGAAACGUUUUUGAUCAAAGAGUUAUUGAAUAUAAUUUGCUAAAAGAAUAUGGAAUACGUUCUAUUAGAUUAACACUUGAUGAGGUCCAAGAAAGAACUUAUGUCAAAGACGAGAAGCGGAGAUUGUUUGUGAAAUCUAGUGAUCAAGAAAUAGCACUAGUUUAUUUUAGAGCGGGCUAUUCGCCAACGGAUUUCAAAUCACAAAUAUCUUGGGAUAACAGAUUGGUAUUAGAAACGAGCUAUGCCAUCAAAGCGCCUGAUUUAAUGACACAAUUAUCAGGUACAAAGAAAAUUCAACAACUAUUAACGGACGAGCUGACAUUAUCUAAAUUUAUUGAUGACGAAUCUACCAGAAGGAGAAUUCUUUCAACUUUUGUAAAAAUAUAUCCCUUGGAUGAUACUCCCUUGGGGAAACAGGGAAAAAAAUUUGCAUUGGAAUCGCCACAUAAAUACGUAUUGAAACCUCAAAGAGAAGGUGGAGGAAAUAAUAUCUACAAAGGAGAUAUUCCUGAUUUCUUAAAUAAAACUCCUGUAGAUCAAUGGAGCGCUUACGUUCUAAUGGAAUUGAUAGAGCCAAAUUCAACCGAAGGUAACAUCGUAUUGCGUGGGAAUGAAAUGUUUAAGGAACCAAUUUUGAGUGAAUUGGGCAUCUUUGGGUGCAUUCUUUUCAACGAAACAGAAGUAUUUUACAAUGAAUAUGCUGGUUGGUUGCUUAGAUCAAAAUUCAACAGCUCCAAUGAAGGUGGAGUUGCUGCUGGAUUUGGUUGUGUCGAUAGUAUUGUUUUAGUUUGA